UUUUUGUUUUUUCCCUCCUGUUAUUGUUAAUUAUCAUUAUUAACCCGCUUCCGCCGCGCCCUCCCCGCCAAUGCCCGUGUGAGCGCCGGCACCUCGCGGGGGCCAUGGAGGGCUCCACCGGCUUUGGGAUCGACUCCAUCCUCUCCCACCGAGCCGGCAGCCCGGCCGUGCCCAAGGGGGACCCGGUGGUGGGGGACGGCCGGUCCCCGCUGGAGCUGAGCCCCCGCUCGGAGGGCAGCAGCGGGUGCCCCUCGCCCCGCUCACCGGGCCGCGAGUGCCUGGAGGCGGCGGUGCCGCGGCCGGGCCUGGAUGCGCAUCUCCAGCCGGGGCAGGUCUCGGCUCCCUCGCAGUCCCGGACCGUCACCUCCUCCUUCCUCAUCAGAGACAUCCUGGCCGACUGCAAGCCCCUGGCCGCCUGCGCGCCUUACUCCAGCACAAAUGGACCUCACGGCGGGCAGGAGCCGGCGUGCAGGAUCCCCACCAAGCCCGGCGAGGAUUUUAGGGAGAAAAUGGAAAAGAACACCAGCAGCUCCUCCUCGGACUCGGAGUACAAAGUGAAAGAAGAAGGGGACCGGGAGAUCUCCAGUUCCCGGGACAGUCCACCGGUGCGGCUGAAAAAGCCUCGCAAAGCCCGCACCGCCUUCACCGACCAUCAGCUGGCCCAGCUGGAGCGCAGCUUCGAGAGGCAAAAAUACCUGAGCGUGCAGGACAGGAUGGAACUGGCCGCUUCCCUCAACCUCACCGACACGCAGGUGAAAACGUGGUACCAGAACAGAAGGACCAAGUGGAAAAGGCAGACGGCGGUGGGCCUGGAGCUGCUGGCUGAGGCUGGCAACUAUUCAGCCCUCCAGAGGAUGUUCCCCUCGCCCUACUUCUACCCGCAGAGUUUGGUCUCCAACCUGGACCCCGGCGCCGCCCUCUACCUGUACCGCGGACCCAGCGCGCCGCCCCCCGCCCUCCAGAGACCCUUGGUGCCCCGCAUCCUCAUCCACGGACUGCAGGGCGGCAGCGAGCCCCCGCCGCCCCUGCCCCCGCUGCCCGGUGUCCUGCCCCGGGCUGCGCAGCCCCGGUGA
Messenger RNA from Parus major (Great Tit), 1073 nucleotides. It is a transcript of the gene BARHL1, whose product is annotated as BarH like homeobox 1. The transcript is spliced from 3 exons. Bases 105 to 1073 code for a protein of 322 amino acids. Gene Ontology annotation, biological process: regulation of transcription by RNA polymerase II. Lineage: Eukaryota; Metazoa; Chordata; Aves; Passeriformes; Paridae. Gene Ontology annotation, cellular component: nucleus. The record is from RefSeq and is a predicted model, not a curated record. Gene Ontology annotation, molecular function: DNA-binding transcription factor activity, RNA polymerase II-specific; RNA polymerase II transcription regulatory region sequence-specific DNA binding.